AUGGCUGAGGGCCCUCGCUCACGUAAAAGACCCACUGUCUCCUGCACCCUCUGCCGCAGAAGAAAGAUACGGUGUAACAGAGAGACGCCAUGCAGCAACUGUAUCAGGUCAAAGACGGGGUCUUGUGUAUACGAGACUCAAUCAUCUCUAGAUCAGAGGUUGGGUAAAAGAGCACCUGCAUGCAUUCAACCACAGCACGAUGUACCAGGACCAAUCGCCGGCUCCAACAUACCUUCAGGAGUCUCGACUACAAGUAGCUCAUCCUCUACAAAACACCCUACAGACGGCAGCAACUACGCUGCGUUUGAGCUGGAAGCCAUGCGAAUUCGCAUCACUGAACUGGAAGAUAAGUUAUAUCGUGCUAGUAGUGUUACCAACUCGCCGUUUUCGGACGCUGCUUCUACUCCAGCUUCGACACAUUCCGUGCGGACUGUCAGCUGCCUGGCGACAACUCUAGAUGUUCUUGAAGAUACCCGGUCACCCAGCGGCACCUCCAUCUCUCGGAGUGUCGCACAUAAAAACCGUGUGUUUGGGCAAAGCCAUUGGAUGAACAUUUUCGUCAUGUUCCGCCAAAUGCUUGAGAUGAUUGAGCCGCAUCUUCGAGCCGGAUCCAUGAACUGUAUCAAUGACAUACAACGAGCCAAGAAGCUUGCCCGUGUCAUCAAAGCGAGUCGCUCUCCAGCCUGGCCUACUCAGCCGUGCAGAGACUUGCCGCCCAAGCCACUUUGCGACCAACUUGUUGCCGCAUACCUUCGUACCAUAGAGACACUAUACCGGGUCUUACACGUGCCAAGCUUCCAGCGUGCAUACGAAGACAUAUGGAGCACCGACACAGUUCCUAGCAUGUCCUUUGUAGUGAUGCUCAAGUUAGUCUUGGCAAUCGGUGCCACCUUUUACGAUGACAACAUGUCCCUGCGGGCCGAAGCGAUACGCUGGGUGUACGAAGCACAAACAUGGCUGUCCUCGCCCUCAUUCAAGUCGCAGCUUGGCAUUCAAUACUUGCAAAACAGCAUCCUCCUGCUCUUUGCACGCGAACUUGUUGGAGUGGGCGAGGCCCUUGUAUGGAUUUCGCUGGGUGCCGUGUAUCGUACAGCAGUCUAUAUUGGACUGCACAAAGAUCCCUCCCAUCUUCCUGCAAUGACCACACUGGAGGCAGAAAUGCGCCGACGGAUCUGGAAUACGGUACUUGAGUUAUCGUUGCAGAUGAGCAUGAUGUCUGGUGGGCCACCACUAAUUUCCCAAGAAGAAUACAGUACUGCGCCUCCAGGAAAUUUUGACGACGAGGAACUUUUGAGGGCGGAUCCCGUCGCGGCACACGACCAAGUCUUUACGCAAACGUCAGUGGCGAUUGCUCUUCGGAAAACACUGCCGGUUCGGCUUGCGAUACUCAAAUUUUUGAACGAAAUCGCUUCAAGUGGGACGUACGAAGAGACAUUGCACAUUGAUGGAAUGCUCAGAAGUGCGUCCAAGAACUUGCGCCGUACACUGCACGGCUACAGUGCUGGGGCGCAUUCGCCGUCACACUUCACGCUGCAAGCAGUUGAGUUUAUUAUGCAGCGCUACACGAGCUGCCUCCACCUCCCCUUCUUCGCCUCUGGACUCACAGAUCCAAGGUUCGCUUACUCACGAAAAGCCACGGUGGAAUCGUCGCUCAAGAUCUGCAAUAUAGCGCAUCCGGUAUGUGCGGGCAGUGUUUGCUCGGAAGGCGAGAGGGACCUAGAUCGUCUAUGUCGGUGUGGGUCGGGCUUCUUCCGGGAAUAUGCUUUCAAUGCUUCGUUGUUCUUGACGAAAGAGUGGACCAUGCGAGUGCAGGACGAUGAAGAGGACGCAGACAUGAUGUCGAGCCCGCUGAGAGUCGCGGUUGAGCAGGCUACAUCUUGGGCUUUGGACGCCAAUCGAGCUGGCGAAACGGGCGUCAAGGGCUAUCUUGUGCUGUGUCUCCACAAGGCAUGGAUCGACGCGACAAAACGUCGGGCCAACCGGUCGGAUUUCCCAAUGCUCUUGGUAGAAGCCUUGCGACGGGCCCUGGACGUGUGCGUCCCGCUGCUAGAGACGAUAGCGAGCACCCAAGUGCAGUGUUUGAGCCCGUAUGCCGCCAACGAGCUGGAGGCUGUUGGAGAAGGUGACUUUCAGUUUCCAGCCGAAGGUGCCGAGGAUUGGGACACGGUGAUGUGGGAAACGUUCAACAUGGACGAUAUCGGGAGCUUUGACGCGUUCAUGCCAUGA
Messenger RNA from Bipolaris oryzae ATCC 44560, 2226 nucleotides. RefSeq lists its product as uncharacterized. Gene Ontology annotation, molecular function: DNA-binding transcription activator activity, RNA polymerase II-specific; RNA polymerase II cis-regulatory region sequence-specific DNA binding; zinc ion binding. Gene Ontology annotation, cellular component: nucleus. Bases 1 to 2226 code for a protein of 741 amino acids. Gene Ontology annotation, biological process: regulation of transcription by RNA polymerase II; DNA-templated transcription. Lineage: Eukaryota; Fungi; Ascomycota; Dothideomycetes; Pleosporales; Pleosporaceae. The transcript has 3 exons. The record is from RefSeq and is a predicted model, not a curated record.